AUGUCUAAUGAAAGUUGCCUGCGGGCGAAUCAGUCAGGCUUAGACGACGGUUGGAACAACGACUCCACUCUCUUACCAGCCGAAGGCUCGGACAGCGCGGUAAGGCUCAAUGUGCCGUACGCACUGUUGGAGGCUACCGUCGCCUUGAUGGCUAUAUUCGGCAACACCUUGGUUAUUGUUGCGUUUAAGACCGAGCGACGUCUGCGAAGGAGAACCAAUUUUUACAUAGUGUCGCUUGCGUCAGCCGAUCUGUUGGUCGGUACGUUGGGCAUACCGUUCGCCAUUCUCGCCUCUAUAGGAAUUCCCCGCAACUUACACGCGUGCCUGUUCACCAUCUCCCUGCUGGUGGUACUCUGUACCAUCUCCAUCUUCUGUCUGGUGGCCGUGUCGAUCGACCGGUACUGGGCGAUCUUGCAUCCGCUGGCCUACUCGCGCAAUAUGCGCACCAAAACUACACUCUAUAUUAUAAGCAUGUGUUGGCUGGUUGGUUCAAUUAUUGGAUUUCUGCCGUUGUUUGGAUGGCACGAAGAACCAACCGAAGAUGCUUGCCUCUUUGUGAAGGUGAUGAACUACGACUAUCUUGUGUUUCUGUACCUCGUGACAAUCAUCAUACCUGCCGUACUACUGCUUGCGUUCUACCUGCACAUUUAUCGAGUUAUCGUUAAACAGCGAAAACAAAUCCUUUCAGUAAACUCCAUCGACAGUCGGUGCUCAGCUAAUCUGGCGAAUGUGGAAGACAGCAACACCGCACAGACGAUGCAGUGUAGCAAACGGCGUACGAAAAAGGACAACUACAACGGCACGAUGCUGCGCGUGUUGCGUGCGGCUCAGAACCGUGAGGUGAAAGCCACACAGAACCUCUCCAUCAUUGUGCUGUUCUUCAUGAUUUGCUGGAUGCCGCUGCAUACCAUCAACUGUAUUGUUGCGUUCUGCCCUCAGUGCCAUAUUCACGCACCCGUCAUGCUGUUUGUGAUAACGCUCUCCCAUCUGAACUCCGCGCUGAACCCGCUGCUGUAUGCGUACCAUUUGAAGGAUUUCCGAGCAGCACUGAAGAGGCUGAUCCUGUCAAUCUUCGGUAUCACGCCCACCGUGCCGCCACAGGCUGAGUGUGUCAAUUGCAUUUCAACCUUAGCGCAACAGCAACAGCAUCCUCAGCUAUUUCACGUAGCUUAA
This is a messenger RNA of Anopheles marshallii, 1173 nucleotides long. It is a transcript of the gene AdoR, whose product is annotated as adenosine receptor A3. Bases 1 to 1173 code for a protein of 390 amino acids. Gene Ontology annotation, biological process: adenylate cyclase-activating G protein-coupled receptor signaling pathway; G protein-coupled adenosine receptor signaling pathway. The transcript has 3 exons. Gene Ontology annotation, cellular component: membrane. Gene Ontology annotation, molecular function: G protein-coupled receptor activity. The record is from RefSeq and is a predicted model, not a curated record. Lineage: Eukaryota; Metazoa; Arthropoda; Insecta; Diptera; Culicidae.